AUGUCCGACUCCCCCCAAUCCAAUAACCCCAAAGACGUCGAACAAAGUGCACCGUCGGGUGACGACGAAGCACAAAUGAACGACCCCCAAGACCCACAUUCCAGCGGGCUCACAUACGAGUCUGGUUUCGAGGUGAAGGAGCAGGACCGCUGGUUACCCAUAGCCAAUGUGGCUCGUAUCAUGAAAAAUGCGCUUCCCGAAAAUGCCAAGAUUGCUAAGGAGGCAAAGGAAUGCAUGCAGGAAUGCGUGAGCGAGUUCAUCUCCUUCAUUACAAGUGAAGCAUCGGAAAAAUGCCACCAGGAAAAGAGAAAAACUGUCAAUGGCGAGGACAUCCUUUUUGCUAUGAACUCACUGGGCUUUGAGAACUAUGCUGAAGCUCUCAAGAUCUACCUCACCAAGUACCGAGAGCAGCAGUCGCAGUCCAACCGGGGUGAGAAUGCUCAAAAUCGGCCCAAUAACCAAAACUACAAUGCUACUGGGGCAUCAAAUACCACCACUGCCCCAGGCGGCUUUAACAAUGCUCAGCUUCAAGAACAACAGACCGGUGGUGAUCCCAACAACUAUGGCCUCUAUGGUCAACCUGACCAUAACGGCACAACAACCAAUUAUUGA
Molecule: messenger RNA, 612 nt
Organism: Thermochaetoides thermophila DSM 1495
Lineage: Eukaryota; Fungi; Ascomycota; Sordariomycetes; Sordariales; Chaetomiaceae
Product: putative transcriptional activator hap3 protein
Exons: 4
Coding region: 1-612 (203 amino acids)
Biological process (GO): regulation of transcription by RNA polymerase II
Cellular component (GO): nucleus; CCAAT-binding factor complex
Molecular function (GO): protein heterodimerization activity; DNA-binding transcription activator activity, RNA polymerase II-specific; RNA polymerase II cis-regulatory region sequence-specific DNA binding
Source: RefSeq, a predicted model, not a curated record